GAGAAAUCGAAGCAUGCAUAUAUAAGGAGGUCAGAUGAAGCCUUGUGACACUUCCCGCCAGCCAUGACUCCACUCCAUCUGCUUUUGUGCGCGGCUGCUCUGCUGCCUCUCACCAUCACUGCAGUAAAAGGCAGCAACAAGUAUUACUACACUUCCUCGCCAUGGUGGUACACCUUUUCAUCAUACCCUUAUACCCGGACAAGCCAGCCUCCUUUAACAGCCGACCCUCGCUGCACCUUACCCUUUGGGCUUGUGGGGGACCGCUGCCUGCUGGUGGCUCCCUUCCUGACGGGGACGUGGGAGGAGGCGAGGUACUACUGCCACACCCAUGAGUCACAGAUCGUGCAGAUAGACACCUUUGAGUUCUUCUCAAUUCUCCUCAACUUCCUCAGGCAUGAAGGGCUGGACGAACAUAGCUACUGGCUGGGCGCAAGGGAUAUAGAAGAAGAAGGAGAAUUUCGCUGGAGUAUCGGGGGAGGCUUGGUACCAAUGAGCUCUCCCUUCUGGGCCAUCAAAUACGCUUCUAGCACCACCUACAGCAUUGAGCCGCAAGGGACCACAACCUCCAACUGCCUGCGCAUGGAUAAGGUCCGCUAUUUGUAUUUUGAUGACGAUGACUGUGAAAACGAAAACUCCAUCAUGUGCGAGAAGAAGCUGAAGGUGUGAUGAGAGAGAGAGAGAGAGAGAGAGAGAGAGAGAGAGAGAGAGAGAGAGAGAGAGAGAGAGAGAGAGAGAGAGAGAGAGAGAGAGAGAGAGAGAGAGAGAGAGAGA
Molecule: messenger RNA, 771 nt
Organism: Scylla paramamosain (green mud crab)
Lineage: Eukaryota; Metazoa; Arthropoda; Malacostraca; Decapoda; Portunidae
Exons: 4
Coding region: 64-666 (200 amino acids)
Source: RefSeq, a predicted model, not a curated record